This is a messenger RNA of Camellia sinensis, 714 nucleotides long. The record is from RefSeq and is a predicted model, not a curated record. Lineage: Eukaryota; Viridiplantae; Streptophyta; Magnoliopsida; Ericales; Theaceae.
AUGGCACAUCACAUGUCUUCGUGGAAAUGCAACGAUGACCCAGCCCAAGGUGAUUACACUUACUGGUUAGAUCUUCAUGGAUACCCACAAAUCUUCGUCAGCAAAGGCUCUGUUGUGUUGUUCCGAGCCGGACCUUGGAAUGGUCUCUGGUUCACCGGCACUGAGACGACACUAACCAAGAAUCCAAUUUUCAAAUUUGGAUUGUAUUUUGAAAAGGAUGAGAUUUACUACUGGUAUGAUCUCCUUAACAGCUCUGUUGCUUCCAGGUUUAUCUUGACUCCCAAUGGCUUUGCACAGAGAUGGACAUGGAUUAAUCAAAAUAAAGGUUGGGUGCUUUAUGUGAAUGCACCACCAACUGUUAAUUAUGAUAGUUAUAAUUUGUGUGGUGCUGAUGGUAGCUGCGAUGUCGAUAAAUCCCCUUAUUCAGGGGUGAAAUUGCCGGAUAUGCUGAGUUCAUGGUGUAAUAGGACGAUGACGCUUGGGGAAUGCAGAGAGGUGUGCUUGAAGAAUUGUUCUUGUAUGGCUUAUACUAGUUUGGACAUAAGAGAAGGUGGAAGUGGGUGUUUGCUUUGGUAUGAUGACUUGGUUGAUAUUAGACUAUUCAAUGAAGGUGGCAGGAGGGAAAGCAUCAACCAUGUUGAGUUUGGAAAUAAGAUCAUUGAAGCGGCCAGGAGGAUGAGCCUUAAUGAAGAUAUCAGCGGGUUGAUCGACUGA